This is a messenger RNA of Vigna angularis (adzuki bean), 3498 nucleotides long. RefSeq lists its product as uncharacterized. Gene Ontology annotation, molecular function: nucleic acid binding; zinc ion binding. Lineage: Eukaryota; Viridiplantae; Streptophyta; Magnoliopsida; Fabales; Fabaceae. The transcript has 3 exons. The record is from RefSeq and is a predicted model, not a curated record. The coding region runs from base 1 to 3498 and encodes 1165 amino acids.
AUGGUUGUUCUUGUUUCCGUGGGUUGGACUAAUGGUGUUUCUCUGUAUGAGCAGAAAAUGGCACCUAGACCACCUCCUCCUCCUCUUUCUCAGCCUGAGCCUUCUGAGAACACCGUAAGACUGGAGGCUGUACUUGAGGCUAUGCAACUUCAGAAUACUGCCUUGGUGCAACAAAACACCAUCGCUCUUCAAAACCUAGAAGCUGCAAGAGUGUCAGCUGAAGAUACUCAGAAGUACCUCAGGGAAAUGAUGGCUAAUGGAAGACCUACUCCUGGUGUUUUUGCCCCUAUUGCCAUUCCAGUUAAGGAGUGGAGUUUGGAGAGUUUUCUCCAACAUCAUCCCGACAGAUUUACUGGCAAGUGCAGUCCGGAUGAGGCCGAUCAUUGGUUCCAAGAUAUGGAGCGAAUCUAUGAAGCCAAAGGGUGUCCGGAUGAGAAGAAGCUAGCCUACACCCAGUACUUGCUGACAGGAGAAGCUGGACAUUGGUGGAACAGUGUGAAGAUGAUCUUGGAGAGGAACGAGACUCCUAUCACUUGGGAGUUGUUCAGAACUAAAUUCUACACUAAAUACUUCCCAAAUAGUGUCAGGUUUGCUAAGGAAGUAGAGUUUCUUGAGUUGACUCAGGGCAGCAAAUCGGUAUCGGAGUAUGCAGAUCGUUUUAAACACCUGCUUCGCUUCAACACCAUGUCAAUAGAUGAAGAAUGGCAGUGUCGCAAGUUUGAGAAUGGCUUGAGGAAGGAUAUAAAGUUACUAGUAAAAGGAUUGUGCAUUAAAGAAUUCUCCGCUUUGGUAGAGAUGGCCCGUGAUAUGGAAAAGACUAAGGGAGAACUAGAGGGACCUCAGAGACAACAGAACCAGCCACUUAGGGUUGGUGGACCUGUGAUAUCCCGGGGAGGCUCCAGUUCUAGAAAGACCCCUUUUUCUAGACCCUCUUACUCCGGGUCCAGGGGUUCUUCCUCUCAGUCAUCGGAGAAAUCCAGUUUUGCCAGUUCCGUUAGAUGCUUCAAGUGUGGUGGACCACACCUCCAGAUGUCUUGCCCUCAGUUAGAAGGGUAUAGGAGGUGUAAUAUCUGCAGGCAAGAGGGACACUACGCCAGAGACUGUCCUACUACUAGGAGGGCAGGACCACAGCCACGCCAGGCUGGCAGAUCUAUUCAGAGGGGUGGGCACAGACCUGAGCCAACCGGGAGAGUCUAUGCGUUGACUAAGACUGAGGCAACUAGUGCAGGUAAUUUAAUUAUCAACAGUUGUUUGUUAUUUGGAGCUUCGUGUGUGACGUUGUUUGAUUCGGGGGCGACACAUUCUUUUGUGUCUAAAGCUUGUGUGGAGAGGCUUGGUUUAGUUGUCAGAGAGCUUCCGUGUGAUCUGGUGGUGUCUACACCAGCAGCUGGGUUAGUCAAGACAUCUAAUGUGUGCUCCAGAUGUCCUAUUGAGGUAGAGGGGCGUAGGUUCAGAGUGAACCUUAUUUGCUUACCUCUACAGGAGCUAGAGGUAAUUCUGGGAAUGGAUUGGUUAGCAGCCAAUCGUAUUCUUUUAGAUUGCGGUGGUAAGAAGUUAAUAUUUCCCAAAGAAGAGGAAGACUUGUCGUUAUCACUCGGUGUAUUGAGGCAAGACAUCUUCGAGGGCGCCAGCUGCUUCCUAAUUAUGUUUCAUAUGGACGGGACUUCUAAUUUGAACUCUUUAGCGAUUGGGAACCAGAGUGUAGACCUUCUUGUUGUGAAUGACUUCAUGGAUGUUUUCCCUGAAGAAGUUCCUGGUUUACCUCCUCCGCGAGAAGUGGAGUUCUCUAUUGAUCUGGUCUCAGGAGCAGGACCAGGUGCGCCAGUGUUGCUAGUAAAGAAGAAAGAUGGUAGCUCAAGGUUGUGCGUCGACUAUCGACAGUUGAAUAAGUUGACAAUCAAGAACAAAUAUCCAUUGCCGAGGAUCCAUGAUCUGAUGGAUCAAUUGCAUGGAGCUACGGUAUUCUCCAAGAUUGAUUUGAGGUCGGGUUACCAUCAAAUUUUAGUGAAAGCCGAUGAUGUGCAGAAGACGGCAUUCAGGUCCAGGUAUGGUCACUAUGAGUAUGUGGUUAUGCCUUUUGGUGUGACUAAUGCUCCAGCCAUAUUCAUGGACUAUAUGAAUCGAAUUUUCAGACCCUUCUUGGACAAGUUCGUGGUGGUGUUUAUAGAUGACAUACUUGUCUAUUCUAAAACUCGGGAAGAACAUGAAGAUCACCUUAGGGCAGUGCUUGAAGUGCUGAGAGAAAGAAGAUUGUACGCCAAGUUGUCCAAGUGUGAGUUUUGGAUGAAAGAGGUUCCUUUUCUUGGACAUGUGAUUUCAGCUGGAGGAAUUGUUGUUGAUCCCGCUAAGGUACAAGCAGUGCUUCAGUGGGAGAGACCUAAGACUGUUACAGAAGUCAGGAGCUUUGUGGGUUUAGCGGGCUACUACCGCCGUUUUAUUGAGAGUUUAUCCUGGAUUGUGGCGCCGUUAACACAACUGACUAGGAAGGAUCAACCUUUUAUUUGGACAGAUCGUUGUGAGACUAGCUUCCAAGAGCUAAAGAACAGGUUGACUAGUGCACCGGUUUUGGUUGUCCCUGACACAAGUAAACCUUUUGAGGUUUUUUGUGAUGCCUCUCAUCAGGGAUUAGGGUGUGUACUAAUGCAGGAGAAGAAGGUAGUGGCAUAUGCAUCAAGACAACUCAAGGUUCAUGAGAAGAAUUAUCCCACUCAUGAUUUGGAGUUGGCAGUUGUGGUAUUUGCUUUGAAGAUUUGGAGACACUACCUGUAUGGCGCGCAAUUUCAGGUGUUCAAUGAUCAUAAGAGCCUGAAAUACCUCUUUGAUCAGAAGGAGCUUAAUAUGAGGCAAAGGCGAUGGAUGGAGUUUCUUAAAGAUUUUGACUUUGAUCUCCUUUAUCACCCUGGGAAGGCUAAUGUGGUGGCGGAUGCAUUGAGCAGGAAGUCAGUGCAUAUUUCAGCCUUAAUGGUCAGAGAGCUGGAGUUAGUGAAAAGCUUCAGAGAUUUGAGGUUGCAGGUAGAAUUUGAAGCUGACAGCAUCAGAUGCAAUAAUUUGGUGGUGUCCAAUGACUUGUUGAAGCAUAUUAAAGAAGAGCAGUCGAAGGACGUUGAGCUCCAAACGUCCUCCAGUUUGAUUGGGACUGAACAAGGAAAAGAUUUUGCCUUGGGGGCUGAUGGUAUCUUAAGGUUCAAAGGCAGAAAGGCUAAGAUAGAGCAUCAGAGACCGGGAGGUUUGUUGCAACCAUUAGAAAUUCCAGAGUGGAAAUGGGAUAGCGUCGCUAUGGACUUUGUUACCCAUUUGUCACUCACUGUCCGAAGACAUGAUGCAAUAUGGGUAAUAGUGGACCGAUUGACCAAGAGUGCCCACUUCUUGGCAAUUGAUUUGAGAAUGUCUAUGGCAAGGUUGGCGCAACUGUAUGUUAAGGAGAUAGUGAGAUUACAUGGGGUGCCUUCGAGUAUUGUAUCAUGCUUGUCACUUUCAAUGUUACGUUUUCUGAUUUAG